Molecule: messenger RNA, 2145 nt
Organism: Xenopus laevis (African clawed frog)
Lineage: Eukaryota; Metazoa; Chordata; Amphibia; Anura; Pipidae
Gene: prss16.L
Product: serine protease 16 L homeolog
Biological process (GO): proteolysis
Cellular component (GO): lysosome; endosome
Molecular function (GO): serine-type exopeptidase activity; dipeptidyl-peptidase activity
Source: RefSeq, marked predicted
GUGAUAGCUCAUGCUUCCCCAUGCAGUUCUGAGCUGAAAGGAGAAUUGCUUGUUUUCCGUUUCGGUUCUGAGAAACUGCAGUGCAAUGGCUGGUUUGUGGCUGCAGCUCUCCUUGCUCCUGCUGCCCCUUCUGGGGGGAACUGAGGGGGCAUGGAAUGGGCGACAGAUUAGGAAUAAAUUGCACCAACUAAAGGAAACAGAAAACUUCAAAUCCUUCUACACUAAUCGGUGGAUGCCAAAAGGGGCCUUCCCCAACACGCCUUCAGUUGAAUCCUUUAUUGUCCAACCUUUGGACCACUUCAACCGACGUAACAAUAGCACUUACAAUCAGAGGUACUGGAUAAAUGAGCAGUACUGGAAUUAUCCUGAUGGGCCUGUUUUCCUGUAUAUUGGAGGGGAGGGCUCAUUAUCUGAAUUUUCUGUCCUAUCUGGUGAACACGUUGAGUUGGCACAGACCCACAGAGCUUUGCUAGUGUCUCUUGAGCAUCGAUUUUAUGGAUCCAGCAUUAACAUUGAUGGGCUGACACUGGAGAAUAUAAAGUUCCUAUCCAGCCAGCAAGCGCUUGCAGAUCUGGCAUCUUUUCACAUGUUUAUUUCUCAGAAAUACAACUUAACACGCCAGAAUACCUGGAUCUGCUUUGGAGGCUCCUACCCUGGGUCCCUCUCUGCUUGGUUCAGACUGAAGUUUCCACAUUUAGUAUAUGCAGCUGUGGCUUCCUCUGCACCAGUUCGAGCAGAACUGGACUUCACAGGCUAUAACAAAGUGGUUGCAUGGAGCCUUGCAGACCCAGUAAUUGGUGGAUCUGAAAAGUGCUUGGAUGCAGUAAAAGAAGGCUUUCAUGCUGUAGAUUCACUAAUACAGAAGGGAAACGUCACUCAGCUGGAGAAAGACUUCUAUUCCUGUGGAUCUCUGCAAGGUUCCGAUGAUUACACAGAAUUUGUUGGAAAUCUGGCAGACAUAUUUAUGGGGGCAGUGCAAUAUAAUGGAAUGUCUCCAAUUAGCAACGUGCAAAACAUUUGCCAGCUAAUGACCACCAAAGACAACUCCGCAUAUGAGGGCUUGCGAUCAGUAAACAAGAUGUACAUGAACUCCAUGGGUCUGAGCUGUAUCUCUAACUCCCAUGCCAAAUCUGUGGCUGAUCUAAGCAGCACCAAACUCAGUCUAAUUGGGGUUGGUGAGCGGCAAUGGUACUAUCAGACAUGUACAGAGUUUGGAUAUUAUCAAACCUGUGAGGAUCCCUCCUGUCCAUUCUCCCCUCUCAUCACCCUGAAGUCCCAGCUUGACCUCUGUUUCCAGAUUUUCCAGGUUCCUACAGAGUCUGUGCUUCAGUCAGUGCAAUUUACCAAUGAAUUCUAUGGGGCUGAUUUUCCAAAAUCAAGCAGGAUCAUAUUUGUUAAUGGUGAUGUUGAUCCAUGGCAUGCUCUUAGUGUGCUAAAGAAUCAGUCACGCUCAGAAAUCGCCAUCUUUAUCAAUGGCACAUCUCACUGUGCAAACAUGAACCCAUCCAGCACCAGUGACCCACUAUCCCUGCAGGAAGCAAGAAAGGAAAUCGCUACACAGGUGGCCACUUGGCUAAAAUCCGCACAGAGUGAGAUGGGAGGUUGAUGAUAAAUCCUGUAAAAUAGACUUUUGCAACUGGACGUCCUGAGUUUACAUGAAGAACAUACCAAAAAAACUGGAAGAUGUACUAGAAAUUCGUUUUUAAUUUUCUAAUCAUGUGAAUAUUUUGUGAUGUCUGAAUAGUGCUUUUAUUUUUAUAUUUUUGAAGUGGAGCAAUACAGAUUACUUAAAAGGAUAAAAAAGGUAUAAGAAAUGGUUUUAACUUAUAUUAAUAAAAUGUCUUACUCUGGAGCAGGUGUGCUAACACAGCAGCUUAUGUGUGGAAUAGUGGAAAACCAUCAUGUGUUUAGAGCAGAUUUCCCCCAGACUUAAUACAUGAUAGAAAUAUACUGCAGCAAAAUGUUGUAAACCAUUAUUUCAUAUUUCUACAUAUAAAGGAAAAGUGAAUGGAAAAAUAAUUUAGGCUUUAUAGCCACCUAAAGUAUACAAUGCUGAAAGCUUUGCUCCUGCCUAGUCAUACAUUUCAAUGCUAUUACAUGGUUUUAUAUCCAAAGGUUUUCAAUAAAGCUAAUUAAUUUAUACUA